GCCUAUUAUUUCAUUUGGAAAAAACAAAAGAAAAUCAGUAUUUGAUACCCUUUCUAAAUUCAUUAGCCCCAAUUGAAGAAAAUGUCCCCAAAUGCUCUUUGGCUGUGGUGCUGCAUGCCACUGCUGCUGGUGGGCGUGGCACGCGGCGAGGUUCUGGAUAUGGCAAACUGCACGAAGCUGAUGAACACCAAGGCCCUGGACUGGUGCUGCGGUAGGAACAUCCUCAGCAUGUUCGUCUUUGUGGGCAGCAACUGUACCUCCUUCUUGAGCGACUAUGGACCCUGCCGCUACGAUUGCAUCUUCAAUCACUGGGGGAUACGCGACGAAACGCAGUUCAAACUCAAAAUGCCCGAGCUCUUCAUGAUGAUCACCCGGCUGUACAGUCCCCUCAAUGGAUACGAAAGCUAUGGAGUGGCCCUGAAGAAGGCGUACGAGACGUGUGACAGUUUGGGCACCAAAUACGCCGACUUCAUAAUGCUCUACUCUGCACAUUUGCAGCAGACACUGGGCCUGGGCAACUUCACUGCCAACACGGCCAACAACUGCUCGCCCUUUUCCAUGUACCACGCGCAGUGUGCGGCGAUAUAUCUGACCCUCGAGUGUCCACAAAAAUACUGGCAGCAGGAUGAGCAGUGCAGCAUCCUAAAGGAGACAAUCCGCUCGUGCGUGAGGAUUUUCGACGAUGGCAGUGUCUCGAAGAGCGAGCCGCAGACAAGGAGUGCGAGCAGUCGGCUCUGCCCAGGGGCAGCUAUCCUUUUUCUGUUUUCAUUUGUAGCUAGUGUCACCUGUAUCAGCAGAUCUAGCACAAAUAUAUGUUCCGAGUCGUUUGUGUGACUGCGAGCCAUGAAA
Drosophila obscura is the source of this 849-nucleotide messenger RNA. RefSeq lists its product as uncharacterized. NCBI's taxonomy places the organism in Eukaryota, Metazoa, Arthropoda, Insecta, Diptera, Drosophilidae. The record is from RefSeq and is a predicted model, not a curated record. The transcript has 2 exons. The coding region runs from base 82 to 834 and encodes 250 amino acids.